Molecule: messenger RNA, 1071 nt
Organism: Colletotrichum truncatum
Lineage: Eukaryota; Fungi; Ascomycota; Sordariomycetes; Glomerellales; Glomerellaceae
Source: RefSeq, a predicted model, not a curated record
AUGAGAAACCUAGCCGGCUUUAGUUUCUUUCUCCUUGCGGGCCAUGAAGCCAUAGCGGCAAUCCUGCCACGAGCGUAUCGCCCAAAAGAGGAAAUCAUCCUCGCUGACUGCGGUAUUGAAUCGGGCGGACAAUCUUCCUCUCGACAGGUUGGAUACUAUCCUGGAGGGCGCAGCCCCAGCGGAGGCAGCGACUGGCUCCAGCCCGAAAUGAUUGCAGAGGUGCCCUGGGACGGUUCCUAUCCCUGGAGAACCUCGGGCGUGUCAGUCAAAUUCCCCAACAACGACGUCUUCAAAAUCUGGAUCGACCCCUCCGUCAAGGACUGGGCCGAAUCCAAGACAUACGCCGGAACCUCCUCGCACACGUUUGAAGAACACGCCUUCAAGUGCUGGGCCGAACAUGGCAAGCAUGUCUUUGACCUCGGCGACGGCACCAAGUGUACGUCCGCGUACAUUUGCUACCACGAGCCCGAAGGCGGCGCGGCCCAGGACCCUGUGAAGAAGCAGGUCACCGAGUCCAAGUUUACCAUGUCCAAGGACCAGGUAACCGUCAGAGUCCAAGGCACCACCAAGGACGAGGCGGCCUGGGAUCCCAAGGCAGCCUUUGGCAACAUCAACGACGCUUUGGAGGACGUCCAGUGCAAAGACCAGUCCUACAAGAUUGGAAACGACUGCAGCAUCAAAUUCGAUUGUCUGUUCACCUUGCCCAACCGGGCGAACCAGCUCGCUCAGGUCCUGACGGACGCCGUUGCUCCGGCGGUAGCAGGUACCAAGGCCACCCAGACGGGCCAUUACAACGGACAGUGCCGACCCGGUGGUCUUUGCGAGCCCGGAUACGAGUUCAAGUACUAUAAUUAUGAGUACCCCACGACGGGCACCGUGCUUGUGCGACACUAUGCCGAGGGCGACGAGAACUCCACUGGACUUCAAGCUUAUGUGAAGUGGACAGUCACCUGCAACUCUGGCGGGUUCUGUGGAACUUUCUGCGACAGCAAAAUCAAUGACAUUUUUGGUGUUGUCACAGGAAUCGUCGGGGGAGUGUCGCCACUCGAACCUGUCUGCCUGCUCUGUUAA